Messenger RNA from Clonostachys rhizophaga, 909 nucleotides. The record is from the annotation of a GenBank genome assembly. NCBI's taxonomy places the organism in Eukaryota, Fungi, Ascomycota, Sordariomycetes, Hypocreales, Bionectriaceae.
AUGGUUCAGAAUGUAUUGCUUGAGAUGACCUCUCAGAAGGGGCAGCAGAAGGGUGUUCUUCUGGCUGAGUCUCACCUCGAAUGGGGGAAUCUAGUUGAGGACUCUCCUUUGAUUAGCCGCGGCUGGGCAUUUCAAGAGCGAUUACUUGCCCCCAGAAACAUCUUCUUCUGCAAGGAGAUUGUUUUUUACGAGUGUUAUGAGAAACACUGGAGCGAAUCCACGGGGUUGGAUCUCGUGCCCUGGAACUCAUUCCUCGAUGGUGAAGUUGUCGGGAACGACACACCUACAUGUACCUUCAAGAUACUCCUACCGACCAUUGGUAGAGACAUCUAUCAGACCUGGUACGAAUUGGUGGAGGCAUACUGCCUCACAAAGCUUACAUUUGCUGAAGACAGGCUUGCAGCCGUAGCAGAAUACUUAUUCAGCGAGAACAUUAUCAUGCUUCCGUCGACGCCGAGCAUCGAAAUCAUGGUUCGUGGUGUUCUAAAGCGGAUGAUACUUCGAAGGGGUCCAAAAAGGUUUCAAGUGUUUCCUGUUGCUGUUCCUGAGGCAGAGCAAGAUAUGGAGGCUCUCCAGAAACCUGCUGAAGACGUCCCUCCCCACCGCUUUCCUGAGGCUACUCUUGAUUUUGCAGCAACCGAAACAGAUAUCUUCGUCUUAAAUAAUUCGGGAAAACUAUUCUAUGUGCCUUGGUACGACAAUUUUUCUAAUUUCAGCUGUCGAUCUCAGAGUCACUGUCUACUACUAGAACUUAUUUGUGGCGAGAUGGGCAGAUUUCGGCGGAUAGGCUUGCUGAGCUUUAAUCAAGAGUACCGCGACGUAUACUUAUCGCCACAGGUCAGUGGGCAGGGCUACCCAUGUUGGAAAUAUGAACAGAGUACUGGGGAGCAUACCGUCUUCAUAGUGUAG